Messenger RNA from Peromyscus californicus insignis, 1684 nucleotides. It is a transcript of the gene Bst2, whose product is annotated as bone marrow stromal cell antigen 2. Gene Ontology annotation, molecular function: metalloendopeptidase inhibitor activity. Gene Ontology annotation, biological process: defense response to virus; innate immune response. The coding region runs from base 30 to 548 and encodes 172 amino acids. Gene Ontology annotation, cellular component: cell surface; Golgi apparatus. The record is from RefSeq and is a predicted model, not a curated record. The transcript is spliced from 5 exons. NCBI's taxonomy places the organism in Eukaryota, Metazoa, Chordata, Mammalia, Rodentia, Cricetidae.
CCUCGGAAGCUCCGGGCUCCAGAAACCACAUGGCACCCACUUUCUACCACUACCCGCAGGUGCCCAUGUACGAGAAAUGGCAGGAGCAGGGCCGGGGCCUGCGCCCGCGGUGCCUGGUGGCCGCGGCCUUGGUGGUCCUCUUCCAGGCGGCCUUGGUCACCCUGCUGAUCUACUUCGCCGUCAGGGCGAACGGCGAGGCCUGCAGGGUCGGGCUGCGGGCGCAGGAUGAGUGCCGCAACACCACGCACCUGCUGCAGCGCCAGCUCACCCGCGCCCAGGACGGCCUGCUGCAGGCGGAGACGCAGGCAAACACCUGCAACCGCACCGUGGUGACCCUUCAGGAUUCCCUGGAGAAGCAGGUGUCUCAGGUCCGGGAGCAGCAGGCCCGCAUCCAGGAGCUUGAGAGCAAGGUCAUGACGUUGAACCAGGAGCUGGAGAAGCUGAGGACCACUGAGGAAGCUUUUAGAACAUCGCAGAAGAACUCUACCAGCUCCAUGGUGCUCUCCAGCCUACUGAUGCUCGCAGUGCUGCUGAUCCUGCUCUUUUGAGGAUCCAAUACUUAGUAGGCUACAGCCUGUUUUGAUACAGAUGCGGCUGCACCUGUUUGAAGUCGCUGGGGAUCACGGUGGCUCUGGAGGAAUCGUGGCAGCUCCGAGGAUGUAGAAGCCACUGAGUGGAGCCUGGAUUGUAGAAGCCACUGAGUGGAGCCUGGAUUGUACCUCCCUCCCCGACUUAUGACUGGGGAGGGUGAGGAGUGCACCUCCUUUUUUGUUUUUCAUGGUUAUUGGGGAGGAAUUCCUUAGUUCUGAUGUUUUUGAGUUUCGAAAAAUAAUUUGGAAAGAAAACUUGCUUCUAAGUGGCUAGUGUCACUGGGUCCCUGCUUCCCACCUCUUGUAUAUUGUUAAAGGACCAGCCUUAAUAAUAUCCUUCCCAGGGGCUAGGAGAGAAACUCGAAUGGUGAGAACUAUUUUCGGGAAAAAGAAUCUCAGCACAACAAGCUCUUUGUCCGUCUACUUUUUCCCUCUGGGAUUAACAUCCUGUCUACACAGCUACAGCACUGUACUCAAGCCUAGCUCCUUUCUCGCCUGAUUUCUCUCUACCUUAAUCUGCUGUCCCCUCUAGGUUCUAUCUUAAUUCUCUGAUCUUAGUUCUGCCUCACCUAGGUCCUUCUCAUCUCGUUCUUACCCAUCUAGUACUUCCCCAUCUGACUCUUCCUCAUCUUCCAUCUCAUCCACACGUUCUCUCUGGUCAAAAUCCUCCUUAUCCCUCUCAGUUCUCCGUCCUCAAGUUCUCCACUCUUCUCUUCCUCUCCGUCUCCUUAUACCUCUAAAUCCUCUCAAGUCUCUGAGGUGUUUAGUUAUAAACCCAAGCAACAACAUCCUCUGGCAGAGCAAAGUCACCAGGCUUGAAUUCUUAGGGGUCAUAAAGGCAGGUGAGAAUUUUCCUCAGGCAGUGACCACCAGGCUUUCUUUUACAACCUGAAAGGAGUGGUAAAGGAGGAGGUCACCUGAGAGCUAAGGACUGGUUAGUAUAUGAAAAAGGGGAUCUGUGUGCUCAGUCUACAUUCCUAGAAGUGGUUAGGCAAGAAGUUAGGAGUCUAUUAGUAACGCUGUGAGAAAGGAGGGUCUCACCCUAAAUUGCACAAGAAAUAAAGCUAUCCUCCUGACCCAGGAGACAAGUGUUU